AUGCCGUCCAAAAUGGCCCCCCACGGCCAGAGCGAGGAUUUGACCAUCUACUACAAUGACUCUAUAGACUCCGACAACGCCGCCGCCGCGCUCGCCCUGCUCAAGGAGGUCGCCCAGCGCCGCUCGGCUGAGCGCGUUAUCUGGAUCCUGGAGCCGCGCCAGGCGGCCUGGGGCCCUAGCAUGGGCAAGGAGGAGUCUGAUAAAUGCAAGAAGCUCCUGAUCAAGUAUUUCCCAGACAAGUAUAAGACAGAUUACGACGCCUUCAAGGCCCUUCUGGGCUCCCGUCUCAAAGAAAAAACGCUCCUGGAGCGACAGGAAGAGCUGCGAAGAGAGGGCCAAGAAAUCCCCAGCGAGGACCUGGACCUGAUGAGAAAAGCUACCAAACCCAUCAACUCACACAAAGAGCAGUCCAAGAAACACGCCAGACUCAUGGCGUGGGACCUUGCUGGCUGCCUAACUCACUGGUCCAAGGAAUACUAUAGAUCUUCCCCAGCCCCAAAGGUUGAGGUUCUGGUGGAUUAUGACAGUCUAGAAGAGAUUCAAAACCCAGUGAACCUACAUUUGCAUUACCAUGAAGAGUUGGUGAGCCGUACCAAUGACGAAAUUGAAAGGUACAACCAGGCUGUACAGAAAGAGUAUGGGGAGCCCUCGAAGGGUGAUCCAUUGAACCAGGAUGAAAAAGCCUUAGAAAAGGAUAAGGAGAGCAACGCCGUGGAAGAUUGGUACGAGGAGUGCAUCAACAAAGAACAGCAGAAAACAGAGGGUCAAGACACUUCAGUUGGCCAACUUGAUAUCGAGUCCCUGUGCAAGGCAAUCAAGGCCGCCAGGAACGUCAGGUUUCUGGGCGGCUCAUCCCUCCGGAUUUUGCGUCAAUUCAUCGAAAAGAAGGUGGCUUCCAAGGUUGAUUGCUAUAUACAGGCAGGAACCCAAGACUUCUCUGCCAAUUUAUUCCUAAACCAGUUCAACAUCGGGUUAAACAUAGAGGCUGCAAGCUUUGUCUUAAGAGAAUAUAAGCAAUUCGCGUCCUUUACUAUUGUCCCAUCAGCUACCGCACAAAGCCUCAAGUACUCCUUGGUCGGGCUGCAGAGAUUAGGACACGACUGCCUUGGCAAGAAAAUGCUUGGCUAUAAUGGCAAAGUAGAGCCCAAGGACAUCGCAGCAGGGAACCGUACAAUCGAGAAAGACUUUUCCGAAAAGACAGCAAGCAUGCCUGAUCUGACCACAUUCCUGUGUGUUCUCAAAGAAAAGGAGCUGGGUGCUUUCAGGUCGUAUGUCCAGGUGGUUUACAGCAUCGAGAAGGAAGCAGAGUCCACAAACGACGACUCCAGGAAGAAUGGCUCCCAAAAUGGAGAGCCCAAAAAUGGAGAUUCCAACAAGACCAAGCCCGAAACUAGCGAACCCGAGAGAGAUCAGAAUGGCAAGAUAAAGGAAGGCGUGUCUCUUCGUCUGAAGGAUGCCUCUCAGGGCAUCCCCAUCUAUCGAUUGCCACCAAUGGAAGAGUUCACCACCGAGGAGGUCGUGAAGCUGCUGGAUUUUUCAGGCGGAGGGGAUUGA
Clonostachys rhizophaga is the source of this 1554-nucleotide messenger RNA. The record is from the annotation of a GenBank genome assembly. Lineage: Eukaryota; Fungi; Ascomycota; Sordariomycetes; Hypocreales; Bionectriaceae.